This is a messenger RNA of Cornus florida, 1313 nucleotides long. RefSeq lists its product as uncharacterized. The transcript is spliced from 2 exons. The record is from RefSeq and is a predicted model, not a curated record. Bases 737 to 1183 code for a protein of 148 amino acids. Lineage: Eukaryota; Viridiplantae; Streptophyta; Magnoliopsida; Cornales; Cornaceae.
UGCACCCGAGGGAAUAGUACCCUCGAGUACUGUUCAUGAAUAGGAAUUUUUUUUUUUUUUUUGUUGCACCCGAGGGAAUAGUACCCUCGGGUACUGUUCAUGAAUAGGAUUUUUUUUUUUUUGCACCCGAGGGAAUAGUACCCUCGGGUACUGUUCAUGAAUAGGAAUUUUUUUUUUUAGGUGCAACUUAUUAUUCUUUUUCCCAGAAUUUAAACACAAACCAACCCUCUCCAUUCCAGAAGCCGAGCAUGUUGGUAAUGCCUCUUCUUACCCAGUAAAGACCUUUAGCGAUCUCAUAACUGACGAGGCUUUAGAUUUGUAUGUACGAGCUCAUAGCUCAAAGGAAACCUCCACCCACUUAGAGAAAGGUAAGAAAAACAAACAUACUUAUAUGUGAACUUAUUGAUUUUUAGUUAAUAUCUCAUUAAGUAUUUCCCUUAUUACUUUUUAUGCAGGCAAGAAGCUCAGUAAAAGACUCCUAGCCCAAGUCCGGUCAAGUAAUCUCCCUUCUACUCCUACUUCCAAAAAAUUACGAAGGGUAGGAGAAGGGAAUCAUGGUACAUCCGCAAGCCCUGGAGUGUUAUCAGGUCCUACUCUUGUACCUCUAGGUUUCAGCGGAUUUGGUGGGGUUCCUACUAGUUUCGAAAGUUUUUGUUCAGUAUCAACCAACCAAGCCUUUUCCCACGGGGAAUCGAUUCUCGAUGACGCUAAUGUCGCGAAUGACAAGUUACAUAAAAUGGUAGUAAAAGACGACACUGCCAGAUUGCAGAGUCUGCCAGCAUCUGAGCUUUCAAAGAAAUUUCUUCAUCUAAUCAGCCAGGGCACUACAUACUCUGUUGUUAUCGCCAAAGAAUACGAGAAGCUUUCCUUAGAGAUGGUUUCCCUCAAGGCUAAAUAUGAAGAUGUUACUUCUACACUUAAAAUAAAAGAAGAUGACUUGACUAAUGCAAAAUUAAACUUUCAAGAUGAGAAAGUGAAACUUACCAAAGAAUACUCUGAUAAGCUGGAAUUCGAGAAGCUAGCUGCCGUGGAGAGUUUUAAAAAUUCUGAUGAAUUCAAGGUGCUCAUAGGCAAGGCUUGCUGUGAUGGUUUUGACUGGUUCAAAGCUCUUGUCGGCAAAGAUCGUCCAGACAUAGACUUUUCUAGGUAUGACGUUCUAAGUGAGAGCGAAGAGGAAGAUUGAAUUCCAUAGUAUUAGUCAUAUAUAUAUAUAUAUAUAUAUAUAUAUAUAUAUAUAUAUAUAUUAGGUUUUUUGAUUUCUCAGUAUGUUGUUCCUUUAAAACUUUUCAGAAUAUCUUUGAAUCUAGAGAAUA